Molecule: messenger RNA, 6688 nt
Organism: Drosophila willistoni
Lineage: Eukaryota; Metazoa; Arthropoda; Insecta; Diptera; Drosophilidae
Product: platelet binding protein GspB
Exons: 6
Coding region: 1129-6651 (1840 amino acids)
Source: RefSeq, a predicted model, not a curated record
AAUGCCAAUAGCCACUAACGCGUUAAAAAUGGUGAAAACUAAAUGAAUGGGUUUUAAAUCGUGAAAAGUGGAUGAAAAAUUCAUAAAUUUAAUGGCAAUCAAUAGCUGACAAAAGUGGUUAAACUCAAAUCAAUGAGAAGUGCUGCAAGAGCGUAGAAAAGUGCAUUCAAACGAGUGCAAGAAAAAUCACUUUGUGUGUAGUAGCAGAAGAGGAACACACGCACGCACACAUACACCGUACAUACGACAUACACACACACACACACACACACUAAUACAUAUAUAUACACAUGGUGAUAAACGCAAUGGCCUCGCAGUCGCAGCAGCAUAUAUAAAAGCUCGCUUGUAUAUUUGGAGAGAGAGGGCGAGAGUGAGAGGGAGAGAGAAAAGGAGAAGAAGACGAGAAGAAAGAAGGAGAAGUAAGGAGUCAUUGAACGAAGCAACGGCAAACCAGACCAAAGGAGUCGGUCGCUUGGAAUACAAGGAGAGGCUGCAGCUACUGCCGUUUCUGUUGCUGCUGCAGGUGCACAACAUUUCAAGGAUACCCAGAAAACAAAAAAAAUCACACACACACGCCAAGACUCCAAGCGAAAUGGAAAAACUUGCUCUCUUCUCUCGCUCACUCUCUCUCACACACCAACACACACACACACACACGACGAUCGAUUAGUGCUCAUUAAAGAAACAUUUUCAUCGUCAAUUUUGUCAUUCCAUGGACGAAAUCAAUUCAAAGUGAACAACAAAACGGAAACAAAAACGGAAAAUCUCGUUCACAAAAGCGGAAAUAAAAUUAAUUAUUUUAUUGUGUGUGUCUGUGUGUGUGUAUAUAGUGUGAAGAAUAUUGGAAUUUGAAUAUAAUUACUAUAUAUAUACAUAUAUAUAAAAGCCAAUAAGUUAGGCCAAGAUCACACACACAUACUGAGAGAAACGUACGCACACAACUGUGAAACCUGCCAGCUGAAAAAAGAAAAAGAGUGACCCAAAAGGAUUAAGCAAGAUGACUGCCAUUAAGACACAGGCUGAACACGGGGAAUGCUUAUGAUCGAGAUCGAGAUCCAUAAUUGAGUAUUAAGUGAAUCCUUCGUUUAUUUCGCAAAUCGAGAGAGUGAGAGAAAAACCAUCUUCAUCAUGGUGGACAGCGUGCAGUGCCCCGUGUGCACUUUGUAUCUGCAUGCGGGCAUGAAUCUGUCCGAUCAUUUGGAGACACAUCCCAAGGAGCAGGUCAUUAAGGCUUUGGUGCAAAUGACCAUUGUUGGUAAUGCUGGGAAUGGCAAUGGCAUGGGUAGUGCUCUGGCGGCAGCCAUGCUUGCCACAUCCAGUGGCGAGACGGCAACGACCUCAUCCGCCAUGGCAGAUGUUAAACCAUCCACGAAGACGUUGGCAAUAGCAAAAGGCUCCUCCUCCAACUCUACCGCUUCGUCGUCGGCAGCGACUGCAGCAACGUCUCAGUCAACGCUGCCACCACCUCCGCUAUCGUCCUCCGUCACUGGCGGCGCCGGCGUCUCCACUAACAAAUUAAAUAAUCCACCGAUUAAAGCAACACUGAAAAGCGCUCCGCCCAUGCCCUCGACUCCAACGACUGAGGCGACAUCAGCCAAACCCUCUGCACCCACCACAAUAUAUCAGCCUCCAUUGGCCCCAACGGAGUAUGGCUAUGAUCAGCAGCAGCAGCCACCACAACCAGCCCCACAGCAACAUGGUUUUCCCCGUGGAGCCACUGCCACCUUGGUUAUACCACAAGUGCCGCAGCAACAUUUUCUGGCCAGCCAACAGCAACAACAGACCCUUUUUGGCCAUCAGACCCAGCAGACGCAGGCGCAGCCGGGACUUAAAUAUGGAACCUAUGGCAAUACCUCGCUGCCACCGCCACCGCCCUUGCAGAUCUUCACCCAGCAGCAACAGCAGGGAGCAACGCAGUCUCAAUCACAUCAAAAACCCCCACCCGCCUAUGGAGCAGCCAUCAGUCAAAUUCGAUCUCAGCACAACCAAAACAAACAGCAGCAGCAGCAGCACCAUCAUCAUCUUAAUAUGCACCACAAUGUAACCUUGGCACCACCGACCAACACGAACACCAACGCAACCACCAAUGGAGCUGGCAAACAGCAGGCUAGCAAAGUUCUUACGGAAGUAUUUCUGAAUCCACCUCCUCCGCCGCCGCCGCCGUCGCAGCUGCCAGCCUCUGGACAAGCACAGCAUCACCAACACCAUCACCACCACCAGCAUCAUCCUCACCAGCACCAUCAGCAGCAACAGCAACAACAAACACAUCAAGUCCUGUUGGCAGCCAGUUGCUCAUCUUCCUCGUCGUCUUCAUCGAUUCGGGGGAAUCGGCAAACGAAUUCACCAUUCGGAGCUCUCCUCAAUGCAGCUGCUGCCGUGGCCUGCGCCGCUUCCUCAUCAUCGCCAUCGCCGUCGGUUUUGCGAUAUGCCGAGUCGCCAGUUGCCCAUUAUUUGGAGCGGGAAAAUGGUGAUUUUAUUGUCCAAGAGACGCCCAAGCACAUUGUGGAAUGCGUGGAGACGGAAGAUGGUGAAUUCUCAGUCAUUGAACGUAUAUAUCAAUCGCCACCAAGUGUCCUGCAUAUCCACGACGAGGAUGAAGACGAAGAUGACGAGAAUCUUGGUGGAAAUGCCGACGCCAAUGAGGAUGAGGAAGAUUAUGUUGAUAACGUUAGAAAAGAGGAAGAGGAUUUGACAGAAACAUCCGAUCAUCAUGUGGAUCAUGAUGGUGACGAUGAACGGGAGGAGAGUAGUCGUAGUCGAAAUCUAAGCAAAACCACAACGAAAAAGUCACGUAAAUCCAAACCCAAACGAACUGCCAAGCAAUUGCAGAGAACCACAGAGGAAGAGUUCAUGAGCUUAAGCAGCGGGGAGGAGAGCGAGUCGGAAACCGCCGAGAGGCGAGAGCAAAAGAAAUUGGAGACGUCUCAGCCGCCUCUCUGUACGGCUCCUUCCACGAGCACUGCGGCAGCUGCAGCAGCAGUUCCUUCAACCGCUACUGCUUCUGCUGCUGGCUCCUCUAGCAUGACUGAAGGCAAUUCCACUUCCACCAAGUCGAAAAAGAAUCGGAUUACAGUGCUCAGCGAUGUUCCUCUUAAUAUGAACGAGUAUCUUGAUCUAAUGGGCAACAUUGUGGCCUCCAGUCGCAUUGGGCAAGCUCGUCCAUUUGCCGCUGUGGCUCCCAUACCCCUGGUGAAGGUGGAAAAGGAAGAGCCCCUGGAUGACUAUGACAAUGAGAGUGUGGCGGAAGAACCUCAAGUGGAGCAGAAACCUAGCUUGGGCACCACCAGCGUAAUCCGUAUGGCUAGCACCACCACCGCCACCACUACCACCAGCGGCAGCAGUAGCCUAACAACUGCCGAAGAUCUCACCCAGCCACCGCUUAUGAAGAUUGAGGUGGAGGCGACAACAUUGUUGGCACCCCGCUUCUCGGCACCAGCACCGACCACCACACAGCGUGGUCCCAAAAAGCUGGUCAUCAAACCAAAGGCCACCUCGGCCACGAUAACAACGAAAAAGACUGACACCCACACACUCCUCGAUUCCCAACCAUCGUCAUCAUCAACAUCAUCAUCAUCAUCAACGACAUCAUCUUCCAACCAAAUCAUAUCAAACGGAAAUGCUAAUCCAGUUGCUCCUGUCCCCUCGGAGAUGAUGCAAAUCAAGAGCGAGAAUCUAGAGCCACCAUCAACGAGUAGCAAUAGCAUAUUGGAGAAGCAUCUGACCAAGCGGAAGCAUUCGACUGUCAAUGAUGAUGAUGCCCGGGUACUGCUCGAAUUUGCCAAUUCCAAACAGUCGCCGACUUUGUCCGGUGGAGCUGCUGCGAAUACAACAUUUGUGGUAAACGCUGCGGUUUCCAGUUUCCCUUCUGCCGGAUCUGUGUUUGCCAGCAGCAGCAGUACGCCAGCAGCUAACCAGAUUGCUCCCAAUCCGGCCGAUGAAUACAUCCUGCCGGACAAUAAUCUAGAGGUGGACGAAAUUGUGAUAUCCUCCUCGUCUUCCUAUGCCGCCUCAUGCGCGUCCCAACAACUGCAGAACCAAUCCCAGGUGCAGACCCAGACGCAGGCUUCCACCUCGAUACAUGAUUUCAACUUUCUGUAUCAUCAGAACACAACACAGACCACAGCGGCCACAUCAACGGCAGGGGGUAAUGCCUAUUUCACCCCCUUUGCCAGGCAACAGCAGCAACCACAUCAUCAUCAUCAUCAUCAUGGAACCACUAGUGAGGCCACCAAUGCUGCCACUUUGGCCUCUUCUUCAAGCAAUUCCUCGGCAUUAGAUCAUGAUUCAAUGAAUGCCACUUUCCGUGUAACAAAGACCCAAUCCUCGCACUCGCACUCGUGGUAUCAUCCCGUGCAGCAGCAAUCGACGGCGCAGACAUCGACGGCGGCAACAGCAGGAUCCGGAGGAGGCUCUGCUUCUGAUCUGGCCCAGCCCACCAAUUUCAAUGCAGCUUUGGCUGCGGUGGACUGCUGCAGCGUUGCUGUCGAUGGCGGAGAUGUAAAGGCUUAUCUGGAUCUCGAUGCCUGCAAGCGGGAACAGUUGAGCAACAGCAGCAAUUUGCCAUCAGUUUCCGCAUCGACGACAUCGUCAUCCUUUGCUGGUGCUGGCACAGAGAGCAGCUUGGUGGGAGGUCUUAAUAUACGCACCGAUGAGAAAAUGCCCGCCAAGGGUGAGAUCUCUGAGCAGGAGAGCAACUGUGACAUUGAAAACUCAUGGAGUCAAUCGAUGUACGGUGACAUAUCACAGCGUUACUUUAGAAAUCAAUUCUCUGCCGGUUAUAAUACAGACUGGCGACAGGACUACUAUCCAGCUCAGGAUCUCAGCAGCGCCCAGCAACGGGAGCAAAAGCGAUUCGAUUUUAACGCAGUCGUCGACGAGGAGGCUUCGUCUUUAUCGAGGAAGAGUUUACCCAUACCCACCGCUUCCACCUCAUCCUCAAUAUCCUCGGCUUUGCUGGCUGGUCCACCAAUAGCCUCCACCUCCAGGGCGGCAGCUGAGGCAGCCGCCGAAGCCGCAGCGGCAGUGGCCGCAAUGGCCCAGCAACGUAAACCGCCGCCGCGUCGCAAGAUCUACAAGUGUCCCCACUGUGAAGCUAUCUUCGAGAAACUCAAGGAACGCAAUGCGCACAUGAUUAGCGACCACAACUAUGUGCGUAAGAAUCGUCGCUUGAUUUGCACUCAGCCGUUGGUCAGCGCAUCGUCGUCGAGCAUGUUGCCGCCACAGUCCCAGCAGCAGACACAGCACCAGCCGAUGUUGCAUCAGCCGGAUCUUGGACUCCUGCAGGAAGAUUCGAAAGAUGGCAUUGUUAAGAUCAAGCAGGAGCAGUGUCAGGAUAAGCACGAAGCCGAGCAGCAGUUGCUGGACCAUGCCGAAUUGGCGGACAUGAAGGACGCCGAACUGCUAGGUCAUGCUGCUGGCUUGGAUGGCGACAUAAAGCCACCUGGCGUUGGUGGUGAUAUGGAUAAUAAGCUAACCAUACCACCCUUGGCAAUGACUACGCCUGCUGCCAAAUUGGCAGCCCUCUAUCGCAUGCUGAUGGCCUACAACGAAUCCAAGCUCGGUCAGGACCGCAAUAUUAGCGAACUGGAGCAGAAUGCCAUGGAGAAGUCCAUCUUUCUGUGCUAUGUUUGCCGUACCGAUUUCCCCACCGUCAAAUUGUACGAUGCCCAUCUCACAGAACAUCCUGCCGAAUGUUUCACCUGCGGCAAGAAGUUCUAUCGAUGGAAGAACUUUUCGCUCCAUCUAAAGCGACACUUAGGCUGGAAAGAGUUUGGUUGUUGCGUCUGUGACAAGAAGUUUGUAGUGCGCAGUGCUCUAGUGGAGCACAUGCGGAUGCAUACAGGCCAGACACCGCUCAAGUGCAAAAUUUGCGGCAAGAAAUUUAAGCGCUACUCCAAUUUGACGCAACAUCGUAAACGUCACACCAAAAUGAUGGUUCGCAAGAAGGAAUACGUUUGCCAUUGCGGUGAGGUUUUGCCAUCCAAGGCUCGAUUCCUGUGGCACAAGGAGACCCACGAUUUGAAACCGAAAUGCUGUCCCUACUGUUGCGAUCGAUUCGUGCAUGCCAAUUCCCUGCGACGCCACAUACGGCUGGCCCAUUCGGACAAGUUUGACUAUGCCGAGCCCAUGGAGUGCCCCAUGUGUAAGCAAAUCUUUGCCAAGACCUCAAUCAAGGCUCACAUGGCCACACAUUCAACAGAUCCGCAAUACGACUGCGCCAUCUGCAACAAGAGCUUCUCCACCAAAUGGAAUCUUAAGAUCCAUUCAUGGGUCCACGCCAAUCGCACGGCCAAGCCCUUCAAGUGCGAGUACUGUCCCAAGGCGUUUGUCCGUGAACUGGACUUUAAGAAUCACAUCAAUGCCCACAAACAGAUCAAACCGUACACGUGCGAGUAUUGCGGCUGCAAGUUCAUACGGAAAUACAACUAUAUGAGGCAUCGGCGUGAGCAUCAUGGCAACAAGAUGUUCACCUGUGAUCAGUGUGACAAAUCCUUCCAUCGGCAUUACUAUUUGAUCGAGCAUCGUCGCAUUCACACUGGUGAACGGCCAUUCCAUUGCACCAUUUGCGGCAAGAGCUCGACAACAAAAACCAAUCACAACAAACAUCUGAAGAUCCAUCACUCGCGCGAUCCUUUCACCGUUGAGGUCUAGAUGCAUCCGAAUAAACGCAAAACUAAAGUUGAAUUAA